Messenger RNA from Aspergillus ruber CBS 135680, 1957 nucleotides. Its product is annotated as DEAD/DEAH box helicase. Gene Ontology annotation, molecular function: RNA helicase activity; RNA binding; ATP binding. NCBI's taxonomy places the organism in Eukaryota, Fungi, Ascomycota, Eurotiomycetes, Eurotiales, Aspergillaceae. Gene Ontology annotation, cellular component: nucleus. The record is from RefSeq and is a predicted model, not a curated record. Bases 1 to 1881 code for a protein of 626 amino acids. The transcript is spliced from 9 exons.
AUGGACAGCUUCGACGUGUCGGACAUGAACAAUGUGGUCCAAGAGGUCGAGGCCAGCGGACAAACAAACGGCCACAGGCAGAUAAACAUCGAGGCUGCCUCUCUAGCUCGAUCUAAAGGAUGGGCCCCCCCAGAAACGUACGACUAUAGCAAGUACGUGGCUCCCGUGGGUCCUGCCGCUGGCCCUGCCGCCCCUGUUGCUGAGCAGUCCGAGAUUGGGGGUGAGCCGCCAGCCGCAGCGGACCUUCCUAAGUGGGCGGGGAAUGCUGCCAAAUACGAGUGGAGGGAUGAGUAUGGUGACGUCGGACCUGAGAUCCCUGAGCUCGAGGAGAUGCUUUUCCGUAGCGAAUUCAUUAACCGUACUGGUUUGAAAAUCAACAACUUGCAGAACAUCGAGGUUGUUGCCGAAAGUAGAGAGCGUCCCAACCCUGUGAGAGACUUUGACGAAGCUGGACUUCACCCGAUUAUGCGUGAGAACAUCAGACUGUGUCGGUACGACGUUCCAACUCCGAUUCAAGCCUACUCCAUCCCCGCCGUGCUCACCGGGCACGACCUUAUUGCCAUCGCUCAUACGGCUGAAAAGAGCACAGGAUCGGGUAAAACCGCAGCUUUUCUUAUCCCCGUGCUCUCUCAGUUGAUGGGUAAGGCAAAAAAGCUUGCUGCACCUCGUCCAAACCUGGCUGCCGAAUUCAAUCCUUCCACGGACUCUGUUCGUGCGGAACCGUUAGUGCUCAUUGUGGCCCCUACUCGCGAGUUGUCCACACAGAUCUUCGAUGAAGCCCGUCGUCUGUGUUAUCGCUCUAUGCUGCGUCCAUGUGUCGUUUACGGUGGUGCUCCCACUCGUGAUCAGCGAGAAGAGCUUCAGAAGGGUUGUGAUAUCCUCAUCGCUACUCCGGGAAGGUUGCUGGACUUCAUGGAGCAGCCGCACGUUCUCUCACUUAGCCGCGUCAAAUACACUAUUAUCGACGAAGCGGACGAGCUCCUUCAGUCCGACUGGGAGGAGGAUUUCAACCGUAUUAUGUCUGGCGGAGAUACCAACGAGGAUGCGGACCAUCGUUACAUGAUGUUCUCCGCGACAUUCAACAAGUCUUGCCGUCAGCUGGCACGCAAGUUCCUCACUGAGGACCACGUUCGAGUUCGUAUUGGACGUCCUGGUAGCGCUCACAUCAACGUGGACCAGAAUAUCAUCUACGCCGAAGACAAUUUGAAGAAGAAAUGCCUCUAUGAUCUUCUUCUGUCAAUGCCGCCCUCGCGCACUUUGAUCUUCGUCAACACCAAGACCCAGGCGGACUUCUUGGAUGACUAUCUGUUCAACAUGGGACUUCCGAGUACCUCCAUCCACUCAGAUCGCACCCAGCGCGAGCGUGAAGAUGCGCUGCGUGCCUUCCGCACAGCCAGAUGCCCUAUUCUCGUUGCCACUGGCGUUUCUGCUCGCGGCCUGGAUAUCAAGAACGUGAUGCAUGUGAUAAACUUUGAUCUUCCUCGUGCCCUGAAUGGAGGAGUCACCGAAUACGUCCACCGUAUUGGACGUACCGCUCGUAUCGGAAACGAGGGCCUUGCAACAUCAUUUUAUAACGAGGAAAAAGAUGCGGAGCUUGGCCCUGACCUCGUCAAGAUCCUUAUGGAGAGUAAGCAGCGCAUUCCCGACUUCCUGGAGAUGCACAAGCCCACGGAGGAAGCUGUGACCUUCGAUGACGACACAGACGACGAAGCUGAGAAUGGUGAGGACAACGCGAACGAUGGAGCCUGGGGAGGUAUCCAAAUGGACGACAGCAAUGAACCCCCUAGCACGAACUGGGGAGCCGCUGAUGACAGCGACGCCUGGGGAGGAGCUCCGGAAGUCACUGGCGAGGCUAACGCUGGUGGCGCCAGCUGGGACUAGUGGACUAACUUUUUCACGAAGGGAAUGUUCUUAUGUUGUGAUGUCUGGUAAUAGUGCCCAAUAGGGUGUUGAUUAU